Messenger RNA from Lizanozyma spartinae, 1404 nucleotides. It is a transcript of the gene COX15, whose product is annotated as Cox15p. Bases 1 to 1404 code for a protein of 467 amino acids. Gene Ontology annotation, biological process: heme A biosynthetic process. The transcript has a single exon. The record is from RefSeq and is a predicted model, not a curated record. Gene Ontology annotation, molecular function: oxidoreductase activity, acting on NAD(P)H, heme protein as acceptor. NCBI's taxonomy places the organism in Eukaryota, Fungi, Ascomycota, Pichiomycetes, Serinales, Debaryomycetaceae. Gene Ontology annotation, cellular component: mitochondrial inner membrane.
AUGUUAGGAAGGACGUGGCAGUUGUUUGCUAAGAACAACAGUUGCACACGUGCGGCUACCAACUUCCGGGGAGUUUCCAAGUCAUUCACCACUUUGAAGUCAACAGUUCAAUUCCAACCAUUAAGGAAGCUACAAUUACCAACCACCAUAAGAAAUUAUGCUACUGUUCCAUUGGCUGAACUCAGCAGUAAGAACUUGCCUCCAUUAGUGGCUCCAAAUAGAAUUGCUUAUUGGCUUAUGGGAACCUCCACACUUGUUUUUGGAAUUGUUGUGUUGGGAGGGUUAACUAGAUUAACUGAAUCGGGAUUAUCCAUUACUGAAUGGAAACCAAUCACCGGAGCCAUACCCCCAUUGAAUGAAGAGGAAUGGGAAUUGGAGUUUUCCAAGUAUCGUGAAUCACCUGAGUUCAAACAAUUGAAUUCAAAUAUCACAUUAGAAGAAUUCAAAUUCAUUUUCAGUAUGGAAUGGGGUCAUCGGUUGGUUGGUAGAACCAUUGGUAUGGUUUUCAUACUUCCAGCGUUAUAUUUUUGGAAGAAGGGUUAUUUCAGCCCUCAUAUCACUCGUAGUGUUAUUGGUUUAACUGCAUUGUUGGGGUUGCAAGGCGCUAUUGGAUGGUGGAUGGUAUAUUCUGGCUUGGAUGAAGACCAAUUAAAGGAAAGAAAGUCGAAACCAACUGUUUCUCAAUAUAGAUUAACAACACAUUUGGGGGCUGCUUUCUUGAUGUAUUUGGGAGUCUUAUGGACAGCCUUUGAAAUUAAGAAUGAAAAUGCAUUACUUUCAAAGCUCAAAUCGACACCUGAAAAGGCUCAAACACUUGUUAACCAAUUAAUGUCUCCUGCUUUAAAGAAAUUCAGAUUAAUGGGUGCUGGUUUAUUGUUAUUAUCUUUUAUCACUGCAAUGUCUGGUGGUAUGGUUGCUGGUUUAGAUGCUGGUUUGAUCUAUAACACCUUCCCUCAUAUGGGUGAUGAUUAUAUUCCUUCAACAAACGAGUUAAUGUCACCUGUGUUCGCUAGAAAGGAUGAUUUAUCUGACUUGUGGUGGAGAAACCUCUUUGAGAACCCAACCACCGUGCAAUUAGUCCAUCGUGUAUUUGCAACAACCACAUUCUUUGCUAUUCUUUGGGCUCAUAUUGUUGUCAAUAAAAACAAGGCAAUUAUCCCUCCUCCUGCUAAAAAGGCAAUCCAUGGCUUAAUGGGGUUGGUUUCAUUACAAGUUGCUUUGGGGAUUUCCACUCUAAUUUAUUUGGUUCCAAUUCCUUUGGCUGCUGCUCAUCAAGCGGGUGCUUUAGCUUUAUUGACUGGUGCUUUAGCAUUCUGUGCUAGAUUGAAAAAACCAAGACCUGAAGUCGUUGCUUACAUCAACAAAUCGAUGAAGAAUAUGCUACUCAAAAACAAGUCUGUUUAA